UCUCUUCAACCCCCACCACACGAUUCACGUCAACCCUUGUUCAUGCACCAAGAUAGCGUAAAUAAUGAACCAACAGAACUUCUGGAGUCAUCUGGCCGACCUCAACUAAUUAUCAACUCCGAAGAUAAAAAAAUGUUGUCAGAUGAACCAUUCGCAUCAUUCGAUUCAGGUGUUGAGUCGCUGGAACGACAAUUAACUACUGAUCAAGAUUAUUUUGGAGAUUCAAAUCAAAUGCCUCGAAAUGCUAUUUCAUCUGAGGAAUCGCGAACAAGGAGUAUUGGUGUUACACCUUUUCCAUCCUUUGAUGGUUCAAUGCCACUAGAUCUACAAAAUAAUAUUCACGGGCGAAAAACAGAUCCUUCAAACACCAAUGAGCCACAGUCUGUUGAGAAUCUGAAUUUGUGUGAAUUUAAGAAAACUAAUUCAGCUUCACAAGAGCAAUUGGUCCCCGCCAUCUCAUUUGAAUUUCGGUCGAGUCAGCAGUCUUCGCUUA
Molecule: messenger RNA, 493 nt
Organism: Acaulospora morrowiae
Lineage: Eukaryota; Fungi; Glomeromycota; Glomeromycetes; Diversisporales; Acaulosporaceae
Source: the annotation of a GenBank genome assembly